AUGAAGAGUGCAUUGGACCUCCGCAUUCUAGGGGUCUGUUGCGGAAGUGGGUUAAACCAGCUUGACUUCGCGCUGGUCCGGUAUCUGCAAGCCUCCCCUAGUGCUACGCUGUAUCUAGAACUCAUCCAAUGCGGUUCGCUACCUACCUCACCUCCUGUUCGAAACCACAUCCUCACUUCCAUCCGCGAAGUUGAGCGCAACUCCUCACUAGCGACACGCCUCAACGCGCUGCUCGGUUACUUGUUCUCCAAUGGCAUUACCACUUUCUGUGAGAAGCAUUGCAUACCACUCGCAUCCAUAAACCUGGUCGGCACACACACAUCGGGCUUGAGGCGACCUGACAUGCCUGAAACAAACGACCUGAGCACGCACCCGCUGGGAUGGAACGCCAAUAUAAACAUUGAGAUUGGUGUCAACACUGUCUUCGACUUUGCUGUCAUUGAAGCUGGGUCUUUGAGACCUCAAGUUUCCCCCGUCGCCUACAUUGAUCAACUCUUCUUGAGACACUCUUCCAAGUUUCGAGCUUGUGUGAACAUUGGCGAGCUUGCGAAUUGUAGCUUCAUUCCUCCUCGGUCGAAGGGAGAUGCUCGAGGGACAAAUUGUCGCGACUGCGGGCCUGGAAGCGUGUUCAUUGACUACGCCAUGAAGUACUGCACUUCAAACGAUCGGAACAAUGACAACGACGGGGAGUAUGCAGCGCCGGGGAAGCCCAAUCAAGCUAUCGUCACACGGUUCCUCCAGACGCACGAUUACUCUCGCGUCUUGCCUUCUUUAAGCAUAGCCCGGGAUAUGUUUGGUGAACAUGAAGCCCAACGAGUCGUUGAUGAGUGCAUCUUCAUGAAACUCUCUGAAGCAGACAUAAUCGCUACCGUUACCCGUAUAACGGCCGAGAAUAUCUUGAAGCAGUAUCGCAGGCUCCUCGCGCUCCGCUUUCCUGCCGGCCAGGACGUCGACGAACUCUUCAUCAGCGGCCCGAGUGCGCGCAACGCGAACAUCAUAGACUACCUCGAAGCGGAGCUCCCCGAGAGCGUGAUCACAAAGCCAUUCGACGAUAUAGGCAUACCAGGCGAUGCGAACGAGGCCUUCUACGGAAUUAUCGCGGCCUUGGAGUCAGUCGGGUCAUGA
Messenger RNA from Alternaria infectoria, 1125 nucleotides. RefSeq lists its product as uncharacterized. The record is from RefSeq and is a predicted model, not a curated record. Lineage: Eukaryota; Fungi; Ascomycota; Dothideomycetes; Pleosporales; Pleosporaceae. The transcript has 3 exons. Gene Ontology annotation, molecular function: ATP binding; phosphotransferase activity, alcohol group as acceptor. Gene Ontology annotation, biological process: peptidoglycan turnover; amino sugar metabolic process. Bases 1 to 1125 code for a protein of 374 amino acids.